GCGCCCUCGGGCCCGCCGCCGGUGCUGGAGGUCGUCCACCGGUGGGCGGAUCAGGGCCAACCGCAGGCGCCGGAGGCGCUUGGCGCCAUCGUGGCCCUCCGCGCCGACAUCGCAGGCUUGCGCGCGGAGUUCAGCGCCGUGGGCGAGCGGCCAGUCCAGGCGGGAGCGGCGGCGGUCGAGGCCCCGAGGAGCGAGGUGCAGCAGCACGCCGACGAGGUCGACGAGGCCAGCGAGGGCGGCCGGCAGAAGCCGCGGCGCCCUGAAGCUUGCCAGGUACGCGGGGCUGCCGCAGCGAAGCCCUUCGCGUCGCCCACGCGCAUCGAGGCGCUGGCGGAGGAGGCCGACUGUGACGGCGAGGGCUCGCCGACCGCCUUUUUGGCCAGCCAGGUGAAGGGCGGAGCCGGCGAGUGCGAGUGCUACGUCCUGGACCCGCUACGGGACUUCGUCGCCGCUGGAGAUGGGCAGAGGAGUGGGCAGCCCUUCGCUCGCCGCCGCGCCCAGGACGGCGAGGACGUGAAGGACGAGCUGGACGUGAUGACGUCCGUGUCGCAGCCCGCGUGCUGCACCCUCACGGGCAAGCCGCUGACGGAGCUGGUCGUCGAGGGCGUCGGCGGCAAGACGGGCGUCGUGCCGCUGGCAGUGGAUGGCGUCGACGUCACCGCGCGGCUCGGCAGCGAGCUGGAGAGCCACUGCCACGGUGAGAGCAAGCUGAAGGGCCUCGACGCGAAGAAGGACUUCGGCUACUGCCAGCCCCUGCGUGGCCACUGCGAUUUCGAUGACAAGCUGGAGGGCAUCGACGCGCUGCACGACGUCGACCACGGUAGACACCUGCAUGGCGACGGGGUAGACCGCUCCGAGUGCGAGGGCAAGCUUGAGGGCGCCGGCGUGCUGAAGGACGCGCUGAAUGACGUCGGCUACGUCGGACCCCUGCGUGGCGAGGGGGUAGGCCACGGCGAGUGCGAGGUCAAGCAGGAGGGCAUCGACGUGAUGAAGGACGUCGACCGCGGUGGACUCCUGCGUGGCGAGGGGGUCGGCCACUGCGAGUGCGAGGGCAAGCUGGAGGGCAGCGUGCUGCGGGACGUCGACCGCGGUGGGCCCCUGCGCGGCGCUGGUGUAGGCCACGUGGAGUGCGUCAAGCUGGAGGGCCUCGACGCGGUGGAGCGCAGGCUGGUGAGCAUCGACAAGAAGGGCAGGCCGAGAGGCAAGGCCGCGCAGGCGGCGGAACUCGCCGCAGGCCUGCCCACCGCGGACGACGCCCUGGAGGCCCAGCUCGCAGCCGCCCGCGCCGACCUCGCCAUCGAGGAGAUCGAGGUGCGCUUGGCGGCGGUGGAGCUGGCAGCGGCGGGCGGUGCCUGA
Prorocentrum cordatum is the source of this 1356-nucleotide messenger RNA. NCBI's taxonomy places the organism in Eukaryota, Dinophyceae, Prorocentrales, Prorocentraceae. The record is from the annotation of a GenBank genome assembly.